Molecule: messenger RNA, 1440 nt
Organism: Drosophila teissieri
Lineage: Eukaryota; Metazoa; Arthropoda; Insecta; Diptera; Drosophilidae
Product: homeobox protein B-H1
Exons: 2
Coding region: 1-1440 (479 amino acids)
Biological process (GO): regulation of DNA-templated transcription
Molecular function (GO): DNA-binding transcription factor activity, RNA polymerase II-specific; DNA binding
Source: RefSeq, a predicted model, not a curated record
AUGCUCUGCCCUCCAACCAUGCGUCCGGCCAGUCCCGCCGAAUCCGAAAUCUCCGUGGGCGGAGCCCCCAGCCCCCUGCCCACGCAGCACCAUACGCAUCCGCACUCGCAUCCACAUCCGCUGCAGCAUCCGCGGGCCAGCACCAUCGAUCUGCUGCAGCAGCAGCAGCUGUUGAUGCAGCACCAUGCCGCAGCAGCCGCAGCAGCAGCUGCAGCCGCCUCCGGACUCACCCGGAGUGCCGUCGGCAAUCUGCCGGAGGACUACUUCCAUCCGCUGAAGCGCCUGCGCAUGUCCUCGUCCUCCUCGGAGCCUCGGGACCACACACCCAGUCCGCCGGCAGCAGUUCCGGAGCCCCAGAGCAACCAGACUACGAAGUCUGCCAUCGAGGGGGUCAAAAGCUUCUCCAUCGCGGAUAUCCUAGGUCACUCGGAAAAGCAGCGCGAGGAGUCCGUUUCCCCGCCCCCAAAUGCGAAUCUCCUGGCUCCACCUGCCUCCAGGCCCAUUGCCCCGCCGGGCGGAUUACUGCAGCCACGCACAGAACCGCUGGAUGUCCACCCGGCUGCCGCUGCUGCCAUGCUCCUGCCAAGCGGCCAGAUUGUCCGCCCGUGGGAUCACCUCCUGGGUCCGACCAUGCCCGUCCGCCCCUUCAUCCCCUCCGCCCUGCUGCACUACGAGCAGCGCCUGGCCCUGGACUACCAUCGCCAGCUGCAGGAGCACUUCAACGCCCAGGCCCAGCUGCUCCGCCACAUGGGCAUGAAUCCCGCGAUCAUCGCCUCCGAGGACGGCAGUUCGGAGCGUUCCCAGCGAUCGAGCAGCAGCAAUGGCAGCACCGAGUGUUGCAGCCCACGGCAGGCGGAAAAACUUGAAAAACUAACCACCCAAGAGGCUAGUGAGGAAGCUCAAAAGAAGAAGUCGGAGGAGCACCCAACGGGGUCUGGAAAAUCCAACGGAGACACUCCUCUGGAUGCCCUCUUCCAGAUGACCACCAAGGACUUUGACGAGUCACAAGAUAAAUCCCACUUGGACAUCUUCUCGAACAGGCCGCAGCCAAAGAAGAAACGCAAGUCGCGCACCGCCUUCACCAACCACCAGAUCUUCGAGCUGGAGAAGCGGUUCCUCUACCAGAAGUACCUGUCGCCAGCCGACCGCGAUGAGAUCGCCGCCUCACUGGGACUGUCCAACGCCCAGGUGAUCACCUGGUUCCAGAACCGCCGGGCCAAGCAGAAGCGGGACAUCGAGGAGUUGAAGAAGGACUUCGAUAGCGUCAAGGUCUUCUCCGCCCACAAGUCCUUCCUGGAGAACGUCAACGAUCUGAGCAUUCUGAAGAAGAAGCCCAUGCAUGAGUCCGACAUGGUGGGCCUGGCCGCUGCGGCAGCCGCUGCGGGAAUGGUGGUUCCUGUGCCGGGAUCCGUGGCUAUGGGAGGCGCUCCGCCCAAAUGA